UUUACCUUAAAUCGUUGUUUUAAUUGAUAGUUAGGCGUCUUUUAUCUAGUGUUCAUGCUUGUAUAUAAUAAAUAUUGAUAUUAUUAUUUUUAACAUCUGUCGCUUAUCUAUUGACCGCUGAUAUAGAUAGUAAAAUAUAGUUUGUAACCGGCAAAGGAAAUCGAACCUGUGCCUAAUGUUUCACCUAACCAACUAUUAUUCAUCUUAAAAUACAGUCUCUUAAUUUUUUAAGAUAAAUUUUAAAAUUCAAACUUAUUUUAAUUCGUAUUGAAAGUUUAUAAUUGUAUUAAGUGUUAAACAUUUUAAUAACAAUUUAAGUGGAUUCAAUUAUUAUAUUAAAAAUGUGUAAUUAUUGAUCAUUAUCAAUGAAUAACUUGUUGAAUAAUAAAUUUUUACGUUUUGGCGUACCAUUUGCAUUGUUAGUCGUCGGAGGAUCAUUUGUACUGAAAGAAUUUUCUCAAAUUCGUUAUGAUCAUCGAAAAACUAAGUUUAUUAGUCCAGAUGAAUUAAAGAAACAAGGUAUUGAAAUGAAACCACGAGGGAGUAUUACAAUAGAAACUGAGUAUAAGAAGCUUAUUGAACAAGUUAACUUAGAUGACUAUCAAAAUAAGAGAAUUCAAAGACCACCAGGAUAUGAAGAUUGAAUAUUUAUGUAUAUAUAUUUUUUUUAGUUAAAUAUAGUAAGAUGUUAUUUUAUUUCAAUAAAUAA
Sipha flava (yellow sugarcane aphid) is the source of this 709-nucleotide messenger RNA. It is a transcript of the gene l(3)neo43, whose product is annotated as cytochrome c oxidase assembly protein COX16 homolog, mitochondrial. The record is from RefSeq and is a predicted model, not a curated record. The transcript has a single exon. Lineage: Eukaryota; Metazoa; Arthropoda; Insecta; Hemiptera; Aphididae. Gene Ontology annotation, biological process: mitochondrial respiratory chain complex IV assembly. Bases 366 to 644 code for a protein of 92 amino acids. Gene Ontology annotation, cellular component: mitochondrial inner membrane.